Messenger RNA from Chilo suppressalis (striped riceborer), 1284 nucleotides. The record is from the annotation of a GenBank genome assembly. NCBI's taxonomy places the organism in Eukaryota, Metazoa, Arthropoda, Insecta, Lepidoptera, Crambidae.
AAAUAUAUAGCUAAAUAAAAAAUGAGAUUUCAAGACAAAGUGGUGAUUGUGACCGGUGCUAGCUCAGGAAUCGGAGCAGCAGCUGCAAAGCUGUUGACUGAAGAGGGCGCCUCUGUCGUUAUGGUCGGUAGGAAUAAAGAGAAGCUUGCAGCAGUAGAAGCCCAGUGCGCAGCCCUGGGAAACGCGCCCCUUGUCAUACAAGCUGAUGUCGCCAACGAUGACGACGCCAAAAGAAUCAUCAAUGAAACAAUUGAGAAAUACGGCAAACUCGAUGUACUUGUCAACAAUGCAGGCGUUGCAAGAUACGGGAACAUUUCGGAUGGAAGCAUUAUGAAAACUUACGACGAAGUGCUGAACAUCAAUUUACGCGCCACAGUCCACCUCACAAGCUUAGCAGCACAGCAUUUGGUGAAAACCAAAGGAAAUAUUGUUAAUAUAUCUAGUAUAGCUGGAACCGUGCCUUUACCUAGUAGUGUAGCUUAUUGUGUAUCUAAGGCUGGCAUGAAUCACUUCACUCGAGGUGCUGCUCUGGAACUGGCACCACAUGGAGUCAGAGUGAAUGCCAUCAGUCCAGGACCUGUGCACACUGACAUUAUGGUUAACAGCGGUAUUGAAGUCGAUGUAACGAGAGUUAAUAGAAUUAGGGAUUUCACUGCUCUAGGAAGAAUUUCUCAACCAGAAGAAGUGGCUGACUUGAUAGCUUUUUUGGCAAGCGACACUGCUAAAGGAAUCACUGGAUCAGACUUUGUGACCGAUAAUGGUGCUAUAGUAAAACAUUGAAUAGUUUAUUGUGUGACGUAUAAUAUGUGUAUGUUAUAAAUAAAUAUAUAAAUGAUUUUUGUCAAACUAGUUGGUGUUUGAAUCAGUUUUAUUACGAGACGGUCCAUACUUUCGUUAAGAUCUGACGAUUGAAUGACAAAUGCCUUAUUUGGUUUUUAAGUAAAAUAAUUAAACUAAUAAUGCUGUCCCGGUAGGUACCUAAAUUAAAAGGGCUGAUGUUGCUAUAACUAAUAAAAAAAAUAGACCUCGAAAUUUUUAGAAGUUUAGCUUUUUUGUGAUUUUUAUUUAAAAUUCCGAUGUCGUUGCCUUGUCUCUUUUGAUAAUAUCCCCAACCCCGUGUGCCGUGGAGCUUAUACUUCUCCAGGCCAAUUUGAAAAAUAUACACUCAAACUGAAUACCCACUAUGCUCUUCCUCUCUUAACAAUGGAGGUGUUUUUUUUAUUUUUGUUAAUUAACCAGUUGAUAAGGUGUAAAGAUUUUAGAAUAAUGAUUUUUUGCGACCAA